CUUUUCCACCUGUUCGCGCCCUCUGCCAUUGUCCUUGUACCGAGUCUAGACACCGGAUAUUGGCAUAUCUCCGUUGCCUGUCCCGACAAAGACCGCUUUUUGCCACACCGAGCCCCGGUUUCCAACGGAUUCCAUUGACCAGCAAUUGCGAGGAGCGACCUGCUAUUGUUCUGCACCGCCCCUGAUUGUCAAUGGGACUAGGGAUAAAUGAAUAGCGGCGAAACACAGGCAAUUCCUCCAUUGUCUAUUAUUCAGCAAUUGAGCAGAUCCUCUAUAUCUUGCAUCCGCAGCACAGCACGCGCGUUACAUCCUUUCUACCAGGAGCAACAGAAGCGGCAUUCGGAACGUUGCACACGCCUCUUCCGUCCCGCAAGUUCCUCAUCCCUCAAGCACUCAUUUUAGUCGGCAUUAAAUCAGCUUCCCUGGCCGCGCGAUCAACUCCCGGCGAAGAGCGCUCUCACCUUAUCUGACCCCAGCACACCUCUCAGGUUCAAUUCUUACUGUCACCGUUGAUGACAGAUCGCCUAUUCGCCACCUCGAUCCCAAUCUCAAGCAGUCAUAACUAAGUGUUAUGGCUGACAAACCCACCGCUCGUGCUAUGCAGCUGCCCGUGUCGCACCCUGGGGACCAAACAGCAACAAGACCGCCCUGGGCCCCCUCAUCCUCUCCGCCCACCUACUUUCCCCCAACACCAACAAAAGAGAUGCAGGACGCAGGUGCGCUGCCGCAGGACAGGCAUUCCCCGAUGGCGUCAAAGCAGAAGAAACCCUACGAUAUCAGCAACCUAAUGUCGCCUCCCGAGCCCGCACCCCUGGACAUGUACAGGUCAACGAGCUCGACGACCGGGAAACCUUCCUCGCCCACCGACGAGGCCCGGGUGUCUCAUCAACCUCUGUCUCCGCCCGUUUCCCCCUUCUCCCAGGCGGCCAAUACAGUUAACGCGGCACCGCCCCUGAGUCUCGGCGGCAAAGAUCCGAUUCUCUACCCCGCCGGCGGCGAACCCUCCUCGAGCUCCCCGACCGGUCCCUUGUUCACACCUACCGCGGGUUCGGUCGAGAAUCUAAAGGCGACUACGGAGCGGUUGGUCAACGCGCACAUCGCAUCCAGGCCCGCCGGUUACUUCCGGGACUCGACGCCACCGAGGCCAGAGGACUACGAGCUGGCCCUCUACUUCAAGUCCAACUGCUUCCGCAUGUUCCAGGACAACCCGAAGGAAUGGCUGCGCAAGGAGCGCGAGCUCCUCAGGGCCGACCGAAAACAUACGGCGCACUCGUACCAGCCCAGCAAACUGCCGCACAUCUUGCCCGCCUCGAAGCCUGCAGUCCUAGGCCCGCAGACGACCAAGGCCCCAGCCGUGCGCGUUCAGAAGCCAAGAUCCCCGAAGACGAAGCCACAGCAACCGCGGCCGAUUCGGGCAACCCCGGCGCCGGUGCGCGAGACGAUCCGCGUCGGCACGCCGGAGCCCCGAGUUCGGACAGUUGCGCCCAACCGCGAGGAUAAGGAUUUUGCGGCGCUGGAGGAUCUCUCUCCGCCCCUCAGCUCGCUCCCCUCGAAGCCAAACAGCCUCAAGGUCGAUUGGAAGGGCAACGCGCUGGACCUGAGCAACGACCCGCACCGGCAUCUCCUGCACCCCGACGAGCUGAUCCUGGCCAGCAAUCUCCGGCUCGACUGCGCGACCUACCUCACCAGCAAGCGGCGCAUCUUUCUGCGGCGGCUCGAGUGCGCCAAGAUCGGCAAGGAGUUCCGCAAGACGGACGCGCAGCAGGCGUGCAAGAUCGACGUCAACAAGGCGUCGAAAUUGUGGCAGGCCUACGAGCGCGUGGGAUGGUUGGACAUUGAGUGGAUGCGCAAGUACCUGGACCGAAAGCCGUAAAAUCCGGGUUCCGUUGAUUGGACGCAUUGUGGCGACUCCUUCGACUGACUACUUUGCCUUUUUUUUUCCUUUUCCUCCCCCCUUAUGGAUUGUUGUUGGCUUUCCUGCACCACACCCCAUGACUGACUUGAGGUUGGCGUUCUGCGGUUUCGUUACCUUUGUCUCAUCUCACGGCAUCACGUCACGGCACAGCAUCAGCAUCACGAAAUGAUCAUAUGAUACCCCCGAGCACCGAGGCAUUAUCGGCUAGCUCACCUUCCCGGUUUUGCAUUCCACUCCUGUUUCCCCUUAUCUCCUCCCCAUCCACUCACGGCAUUGCGUGGACAUUUAUGAUUUUGUUUGGGCGGGCGGUCAGCUGGUGGUGAUCGGAUAUAUUGCGCCAAAUCCAUACGGCGCGGUUAAUCUGGAUUCUACAGACAGAUCGGAGAGAGAGGACUGGACAGGACUCGACGGGACUGGUUAGGACUACACUAGGCAUGGUUGCAGAGUUGGGAGGCUACUUGUCGUCUUGCAUUUUCCGGCGUUGAGAUGUAGUGUGUUUUUGGAUUGUUGACGGGAAUGGCGAGGUCGCUCACCAAGAUCACCCAAGAGAAUGCAUUGUUAUUAUUAUCAAUAUACCCCGCCCCCCUCUCCCCCCGCU
This is a messenger RNA of Thermothelomyces thermophilus ATCC 42464, 2513 nucleotides long. RefSeq lists its product as uncharacterized. Gene Ontology annotation, cellular component: SAGA-type complex; nucleus. The transcript has a single exon. Gene Ontology annotation, molecular function: chromatin binding; transcription coactivator activity; protein binding. Lineage: Eukaryota; Fungi; Ascomycota; Sordariomycetes; Sordariales; Chaetomiaceae. Gene Ontology annotation, biological process: chromatin remodeling; regulation of transcription by RNA polymerase II. Bases 704 to 1873 code for a protein of 389 amino acids. The record is from RefSeq and is a predicted model, not a curated record.